AUGGCGCAUAAUUAUGAGAUUGGUACGAAGGCAUGGCAGCCGGAUACUACUGAAGGAUGGGUUGCUUCGGAAUUGGUCUCGAAAGCUUUGAAUGGAGACAAGUACACACUUGUCUUUCAACUCGAAAAUGGAGAGACCAAGUCUGUAGAAGCCACAGAAGAAGCGUUGACACAAGCAAAUAAUGCCUCUCUACCCCCUCUCAUGAAUCCAACAAUGCUCGAAGCUAGUGAUGAUCUAACGAAUCUUUCCCAUCUCAACGAGCCUGCUGUCUUACAGGCUAUUCGAUUACGAUACUUGCAGAAAGAAAUAUACACAUACAGUGGUAUUGUGCUGAUAGCAACGAAUCCCUUUGCACGAGUUGAUUCUUUAUACGUGCCUGGCAUGGUACAGGUGUAUGCGGGAAGGCAAAGAGCUACUCAAGCUCCGCAUUUAUUUGCCAUUGCAGAAGAAGCGUUUGCGGACAUGUUACGGAGUCAAAAGAAUCAGACAAUAGUGGUAUCAGGAGAAUCUGGAGCCGGAAAGACUGUCAGUGCCAAAUACAUUAUGCGAUAUUUUGCUACUAGAGAAUCCCCAGAUCAGCCGGGGACAAGGACGAAGCGGGGUACAGAGCAAAUGAGUGAAACCGAAGAACGAAUUUUGGCCACGAAUCCUAUUAUGGAAGCUUUCGGUAACGCCAAGACCACACGUAAUGACAAUUCAUCUCGAUUUGGAAAAUAUAUUGAGAUUAUGUUCGACGACAAGACGAACAUCAUUGGAGCAAAAAUCCGGACCUACUUGUUAGAGCGUUCGAGAUUAGUGUUCCAACCGCUCAAGGAGCGAAAUUACCACGUUUUCUAUCAGUUAGUAGCAGGGGCAUCGGAAAGCGAGGCAAGGGAACUCGAUUUGAAGCCCGUAGAGCAGUUUGAUUACCUUAACCAAGGAAGCUCGCCAACUAUCGACGGUGUUGAUGAUAAAGCAGAAUUCGAAGCGCUCAAGGGAUCUUUGGCAACCAUUGGAGUGGAUGCUGGUCAGCAAGCGGAUAUCUUUAAAUUGCUUGCAGCAUUGCUGCAUUUGGGAGACGUAAAGAUCACAGCCUCGAGAACGGACUCUGUCUUGGCUCCUAACGAGCCGGCAUUGUUAAAGGCGACAGCUUUACUUGGUGUGGAUCCUGUCGAGUUCGCAAAGUGGACUGUGAAGAAACAGUUGAUUACAAGAGGCGAGAAGAUCACUUCAAACCUGACUCAACAACAAGCCAUUGUUGUGCGAGACUCGGUUGCAAAGUUUAUCUACUCAAGUAUGUUCGAUUGGCUCGUAGAUAGUAUCAACCAUGCCCUUGCCACCGAUGAAGUAUUAGCCCGUGUGAGGACUUUCAUUGGUGUGUUGGAUAUUUAUGGUUUCGAGCAUUUUGCCAAGAACUCUUUCGAACAAUUUUGUAUCAACUACGCAAAUGAGAAACUCCAACAGGAGUUCAACGCUCACGUGUUCAAGCUCGAACAAGAGGAGUAUCUAAGGGAGGAGAUUGACUGGACUUUUAUUGACUUUUCGGACAAUCAACCUUGUAUUGAUCUGAUUGAGGGAAAGCUUGGUGUAUUGUCACUCCUUGACGAAGAAUCCAGGUUGCCCAUGGGAUCAGACGAGCAAUUUGUCACGAAGCUACAUCAUAAUUUCGCCGCCGACAAGAACAAAUUCUACAAAAAGCCUCGCUUCGGGAAAUCGUCAUUCACAGUUUGCCAUUAUGCUAUCGAUGUCACUUAUGAGUCGGACGGCUUUAUUGACAAGAAUCGUGACACUGUUCCUGACGAGCAUAUGGCAGUUUUGAGAGCCUCCUCGAACAAAUUCUUGGGCACAGUUUUGGAUGCUGCCUCUGCUGUGAGGGAAAAGGAUACUGCCUCGGCAACAACCUCGGCUGCAACAAAACCUACACCUGGUAGACGCAUUGGUGUUGCUGUCAAUCGCAAACCUACUCUAGGUGGCAUUUUCAAGUCAUCUCUUAUCGAGCUUAUGAGCACUAUCAACGGUACUGAUGUUCACUACAUUCGUUGCAUCAAGCCCAACGAGGCUAAGGAGUCAUGGGUAUUCGAGGGUCCCAUGGUUUUGAGUCAAUUGCGAGCUUGUGGUGUGCUCGAGACGGUCCGCAUCAGUUGUGCGGGAUAUCCCACACGUUGGACAUAUGAAGAGUUUGCUUUACGAUACUAUAUGUUGACACCAUCAUCAGCGUGGACAUCAGAAAUCCGUGAUAUGGCAAAUAUAAUUCUUACCAAAGCACUCGGUGCUAGCAGUGGAGGUGGAUUGGACAAAUAUCAACUUGGUCUGACAAAGAUCUUUUUCCGCGCAGGAAUGUUAGCCUUUUUGGAGAACUUGCGAACAACCCGACUUAACGAUUGUGCAAUUAUGAUACAGAAGAAUCUGAAAGCGAAGUACUAUCGACGCAAGUAUCUUGAUGCGAGGGGUGCGAUCCUUACUUUCCAAUCGGCGGUUCGAGGUCACCUGGCUCGUAAGAACGCUCAGGAGAAUCGUAAGGUUAAGGCUGCCACAACCAUCCAAAGAGUUUGGCGUGGUCAGAAACAACGCAAGAAGUUCCUGGCCAUUCGCAAUAACGUUAUACUCGCUCAAGCUGCUGCCAAGGGAUUCUUGCGCAGAAAGGAAAUCAUGGAGACUCGAGUUGGAAAUGCUGCGAUGAUCAUCCAACGGUCAUGGCGAUCGAGGCAGUCACUCAAGAAGUGGAGAGACUACAGGAAAAAGAUUGUCAUUGUUCAAAGUCUUUGGAGAGGUAAAUCGGCACGUCGUGGGUACAAGAAGAUCCGCGAAGAAGCAAGAGAUCUCAAGCAAAUUUCCUACAAAUUGGAAAACAAGGUCGUCGAACUUACUCAGUCUGUUGGCACGAUGAAGAGAGAGAACAAGACUUUAGUGACCCAAGUGGAGAACUACGAAAACCAGAUCAAGUCGUGGAAGAACAGACACAAUGCGCUGGAAGCUCGGGUAAAGGAGUUGCAAACUGAAGCCAACCAAGCUGGAAUAACUGCCGCACGUCUCGCUGUUAUGGAGGAAGAAAUGACGAAACUCCAAACAAACUUUGACGAGUCAGCUGUCAAUAUUAAACGUCUACAAGAAGAAGAGAAAGAGUUGAGAGAGUCUCUUAGAAUAUCAAACCUAGAGCUCGAGAAAGCGAAGGAGGAGGGCACCUUACACGAAUCUGAGAAGAUCACUCUCAGGCAACAACUUGUUGACUUACAAGAUCAACUUGACCUGGCAAAGCGUGCAGGCCCAAUUCUACCACCGAACGGUGAGAUUAUGAAUGGUGCUGCUGCCGCCCAACAAAACGGUCUUAUCAACUUGGUUUCUUCGAAGAAACCAAAACGUAGAAGUGCAGGAGCUGAGCCACGCGAGCUAGAUCGCUUCAGUGCAGCAUACAACCCAAGGCCAGUAUCUAUGGCGGUCACAAGCAACAAUCUUCAUCAACAAACACUCUCUGGCUCCACAUUCCAACCCAGUGUUGACACCAUUGAGUUCGAGCUCGAGAAUCUUUUGGCCGAUGAGGAAGGCUUGAAUGAAGAAGUCACAAUCGGUUUGAUCAAGAACCUUAAAAUUCCAGUGGCUUCAUCUACUCCACCACCAACAGACAAGGAAGUACUUUUCCCAUCUUACUUAAUCAAUCUUGUCACAUCAGAGAUGUGGAACAAUGGGUUUGUUAAGGAAUCGGAAAGAUUCCUUGCUAAUGUCAUGCAAUCUAUUCAACAUGAAGUCAUGCAACAUGACGGUGAUGAGGCUGUCAACCCCGGUGCUUUUUGGUUGUCUAAUGUUCACGAGAUGCUUUCUUUCGUCUUCUUGGCUGAAGAUUGGUAUGAAGCUCAGAAGUCGGACAAUUUCGAGUAUGACCGUCUCCUUGACAUCGUCAAGCAUGAUCUCGAGAGCUUGGAGUUCAAUAUUUAUCACACUUGGAUGAAGGUAUUGAAGAAGAAGUUGCAGAAGAUGAUUAUUCCGGCUAUCAUCGAAUCGCAAUCACUUCCAGGUUUCGUCACCAAUGAAAGCAAUAGAUUCUUGGGUAAAUUGCUUCAGACGAAUUCAGCACCUGCGUUCAGCAUGGACAACUUGCUUAGCUUACUCAACAACGUUUUCAAAGCUAUGAAGGCAUACUAUUUGGAGGACUCAAUCAUAACCCAAACAGUCACUGAAUUGCUCAGGUUGGUUGGUGUCACCGCAUUCAACGAUCUUUUGAUGAGAAGAAACUUUUUGUCGUGGAAGCGAGGACUCCAAAUCAACUACAAUAUUACAAGAAUUGAGGAAUGGUGUAAGAGUCAUGACAUGCCGGAGGGAACUUUGCAGCUAGAGCACUUGAUGCAAGCAACCAAACUCCUCCAGUUGAAGAAAGCCACUCUUAACGAUAUCGAGAUUAUUCAAGAUAUCUGCUGGAUGCUCUCACCUAAUCAAAUCCAGAAGUUGCUCAACCAAUAUCUCGUCGCUGAUUACGAACAGCCCAUUAAUGGAGAAAUUAUGAAAGCUGUCGCUUCUCGCGUAACGGAAAAGAGCGACGUAUUACUCUUGGCUGCCGUUGAUAUGGAUGACAGUGGGCCAUAUGAGAUCGCCGAACCUCGUGUCAUAACAGCUCUAGAAACAUAUACCCCUUCAUGGCUCCAAACUCCAAGGCUAAAGCGUCUAGCAGAGAUCGUUUCUCAGCAAGCCAUGCAACAACAGGAAAAAAUGGAAUAUACUCAGGAUGAUAUUGCCGAGCAAUCAGACAAUGAGGAGGCGAACAGUGCUUGA
Messenger RNA from Botrytis porri, 4740 nucleotides. RefSeq lists its product as uncharacterized. Gene Ontology annotation, molecular function: actin filament binding; microfilament motor activity; ATP binding. Gene Ontology annotation, cellular component: vesicle; cytoplasm; actin cytoskeleton. The record is from RefSeq and is a predicted model, not a curated record. Bases 1 to 4740 code for a protein of 1579 amino acids. NCBI's taxonomy places the organism in Eukaryota, Fungi, Ascomycota, Leotiomycetes, Helotiales, Sclerotiniaceae. The transcript is spliced from 6 exons. Gene Ontology annotation, biological process: vesicle transport along actin filament; actin filament organization.